This is a messenger RNA of Closterium sp. Yama58-4, 1314 nucleotides long. The record is from the annotation of a GenBank genome assembly. Lineage: Eukaryota; Viridiplantae; Streptophyta; Zygnematophyceae; Desmidiales; Closteriaceae.
AUGCGCCGAGAUGCGUCACACUUUGGUUCAAGCUGGGAUCUCGGCGACAGUCUUAGCGACCGUCUUGGCGACCGCCUUGGCGACCGUCUUGGUCGCGUGAACACAUACGGACGGCGACGAAGACUCUACUGUCUCACGUCGCGAGGGGACGGUGACGGCCUCGCUCGAGCUGAGAACCUGGCGACGUAUGGCGAUGGCGACGAAUGGAGAAGAAUGCCGCAUAGCGACGGUUCUUUGGGCGGGACUCACGGCGCUUGGCGGCACUUGUCCCUGCCGUCACUUGGUCGGUUUUCCGUCGCUCUACCGUCAGCGACGAGGACUCUAUCGUCAGUGGCGUGUCUCACGACGCAAGCGGACGGCGAGGGCUGGCGUCACUUCGUCGUGCGGAUCUCUUCGCCAAACCUGAGCUAUCGUGAAGAGCUUAACUUCUUUUCGUGUGCUUCCGUCUUAGUGCAGCCAGGAGGAGCGGGAGGGGGAGCAAACGGCGCUGGCGGCGACGAGGGACUUCUUUUCUCGUGCCAGGAGGAGCGGGAGGGGGAGCAAACGGCGCUGGCGGCGACGAGGGACUUCUUUUCUCGUGGUAACCAGGAGGAGCGGGAGGGGGAGCAAACGGCGCUGGCGGCGACGAGGGACUUCUUUUCUCGUGUGCAGCCAGGAGGAGCAGGAGGGGGAGCAAACGGCGCUGGCGGCGACGAGGGACUUCUUUUCUCGUGCCAGGAGGAGCGGGAGGGGGAGCAAACGGCGCUGGCGGCGACGAGGGACUUCUUUUCUCGUGGUAACCAGGAGGAGCGGGAGGGGGAGCAAACGGCGCUGGCGGCGACGAGGGACUUCUUUUCUCGUGGUAACCAGGAGGAGCGGGAGGGGGAGCAAUCGGCGCUGGCGGCGACGAGGGACUUCUUUUCUCGUGGUAACCAGGAGGAGCGGGAGGGGGAGCAAACGGCGCUGGCGGCGACGAGGGACUUCUUUUCUCGUGUGCAGCCAGGAGGAGCGGGAGGGGGAGCAACGGCGCUGGCGGCGAGAAAGCUUGGGGAGGGGACUUCCUUUUCGUGCGCAGGCGAAGCGGGGAUGGGAGCUCGCGUCGCGUCGUGGGACGUUUCUUCGGGGAAGGCGUUACGCGCGCCCGGCGGGACAUCGGAACACGGCGGGGCAUCAGAGCACGGCGCACCGCGGCUCACGGUGUGUGAUGGCGCUUCUCUCUGCUGGGUGGUCUGUUCGUCCCGACGUCUCGCCACCUUUCCGCUCGUCGCCUUUUGCACUCCUCUCUCUGUCACCUUUCUCGCUUUUUGCGCGCUGUUUCGUUUUCAAAAUGACUAA